AUGGAUAGAAAUGGGAAGUGUAACAGUGGUUUAAAUUUGUGCGAUAUCGUAGAACUUGUUUGGUAUUGGGUAUUUCAAAUAAAGGUAACACAAGCCGAGGUAUUUACGAAAAGAUCAAGAUCAACUAUAGUUGACUGGUAUAAUUUAUGUCGAGACGUAGCAGUAGCUGAAUUUCAAAAACGUAAAAAAAUGGGAGGUCCUGGCCUAGUUGUACAAAUAGAUGAAUCCUUGUUUCAAGGUAAAAGGAAAUAUAAUCGUGGAAGAUUACACCUUGGAGACCGCAAACCCGAAGAAAAUUCUGAUGAAAAUGAAGAAAGUUCAGAUGAAGACGAAGUAAUAAGUAAUCAAAAUUACGGACAACGAAUUCAAGGGCCAUGGAUUUUUGGUUUGUGUUGUAAGCAUGAUGGCAUUUUAGAGACGUUUUUUUAA
Macrosiphum euphorbiae (potato aphid) is the source of this 429-nucleotide messenger RNA. Lineage: Eukaryota; Metazoa; Arthropoda; Insecta; Hemiptera; Aphididae. The record is from the annotation of a GenBank genome assembly.